Molecule: messenger RNA, 2089 nt
Organism: Enhydra lutris kenyoni (northern sea otter)
Lineage: Eukaryota; Metazoa; Chordata; Mammalia; Carnivora; Mustelidae
Product: sedoheptulokinase
Exons: 7
Coding region: 55-1491 (478 amino acids)
Biological process (GO): cellular response to lipopolysaccharide; carbohydrate metabolic process
Cellular component (GO): cytosol
Molecular function (GO): sedoheptulokinase activity
Source: RefSeq, a predicted model, not a curated record
GCGCAGGAGGGGGCGCCAGUAUCCCAUACGUCAGCUGCGCGACUCUCUGAGGCAAUGGCUACGCGGGUGGUCACUCUGGGUAUCGACCUGGGUACUACGUCUGUGAAGGCGGCCUUGGUGGAGGCCGUGCCCUGCGACCCGUCCGGGUUUGUGGUACUGGCGAGCUGUGCCCGGGCUACGCGAGCUGAGGCGGUGGCCCAGAGUGCGGCGGCAGGGCACCAGGGGCAGGAGCAGGAUGUGAGCAGAAUCAUCCAAGCCCUAAAUGAGUGCCUUGCUGCCCUUCCUCGGCAGCUGCUCCAGGAAGUUUGUGGCAUUGGAGUGUCAGGACAAAUGCAUGGAGUCAUGUUUUGGAAAACAGGCCAAGGCUGUGAAUGGACAGAGGGAGGGCCCUCUCCUGUGUUUGAGCCCAGAGCUGUGAGCCCUCUGGUCACAUGGCAGGACGGCCGGUGUAGCAGUGGGUUCCUGGCUUCUUUGCCCCAACCAGAGUCCCAUCUCAGUGUGGCCUCAGGGUUUGGCUGUGCAACCAUCUUCUGGCUUUUGAAGAACAGCCCAGAGUUCCUGAAGUCCUAUGAUGCUGCUGGCACCAUCCAUGACUAUGUGGUUGCCAUGCUGUGUGGCUUGCCAAGAUCCCUGAUGUGUGACCAGAAUGCUGCUAGCUGGGGCUAUUUCAACACUCAGAGCCAAAGCUGGAACUUGGAGAUAUUGAGGGCCUCAGGCUUUCCUGUCCACCUUCUCCCAGACAUCGUGGAGGCUGGCAGUGUGGCAGGCAGAACUUCCCGUGCCUGGUUUGAAAUCCCAAAGGGGACACAGGUGGGCGUGGCCUUGGGUGAUUUACAGGCCUCCGUCUAUUCCUGUAUGGCCAAAAGGACAGAUGCAGUUCUCAACAUCAGCACCUCAGUUCAGUUGGCAACCUCCAUGCCUUCAGGAUUCCAGCCAGCGCAGACUCCAGACCCUGCGACUCCAGUCACCUACUUUCCGUACUUUGACAGGACCUACCUGGCGGUGGCAGCAUCACUCAAUGGGGGCAACGUGCUGGCCACAUUUGUCCACAUGCUGGUACAGUGGAUGACGGAUCUAGGUCUAGAGGUCGAAGAAUCCACUGUGUAUUCAUGCAUGAUCCAGGCAGCUGCACAGCAAAGAGACACCUGCCUAACUAUCACUCCAACGGUGUUGGGCGAGAGGCACCUGCCGGACCAGCUGGCCUCAGUGACCAGAAUCUCCUCCUCUGACCUCUCCCUGGGGCACGUGACCCGGGCUCUGUGCCGGGGCAUUGUUCAAAACCUGCACUCCAUGCUUCCAUUUCAACAGCUCAAGGAUUGGGGUGUGAAACGGGUGAUUGGUAGUGGGAGUGCACUGUCCAGGAAUGAGGUGCUAAAGCAGGAGGUGCAAAGGGCUUUCCCCUUCCCAGUGUCCUUUGGGCAGGAUGUGGAUGCAGCUGUGGGGGCAGCGCUGGUCAUGCUCCAGAGAAGUCUUAACCAGAGGGAGUCUUAGUGCAUUUUUUGGCCAAAAGACUGUUGCAGAUUUUAUCUAACUUUCAUGACAUGACCUUGGGAUCAUCCUUGAACUGGACAGUUUUGUGGGCAGCUUUUAAGCAAAGCUUACUUUCGGGGAACCAUCUUGACCAAGUACCUAUCUUCAUACUCUAAUAAUGCAGGCAGGACUCAUCAGCUGGAUCUCAAAUCAGCGCUUCCCAAGAGACUCACUUGGGAAUUCAUUGCAAAUGUACAUGUGGAAAAAAGAGGGAAAAAGAAAGAAAAGGAACAGUAGCUCAGCAUCAUGGUCAGCAGACUCUUCUGUGAUUCACCUGUAGACAAAGAGAAAAUAAAUGUGGACUUCAGACACCAAGAAGUCUCCAAUUAAGAAAAGAAGACCUCCCCACCCUGCCCCCAGCUCCAGCUUUUGGAAUGAUUGUUUUUUGGGGACAUGAAGGCCAGACUUGGGUCAUAUGCACUGUUGGAAAAGUCCUUCCCUACUGGAUUGUACCAUGUGUCCCUAAGGCCCCUCUCCCAUUCUUGUUCUCCCUUGGCCAGAGCUGGUUAGCUGAGGCAGGGCAUGGCCCAAGAUAGUAAAGCAGACUGGCUGAGAUGGA